Molecule: messenger RNA, 1785 nt
Organism: Blumeria graminis f. sp. triticale
Lineage: Eukaryota; Fungi; Ascomycota; Leotiomycetes; Helotiales; Erysiphaceae
Source: the annotation of a GenBank genome assembly
AUGGCCGCCACUGCUGUAUCGCCCCAUCGGUCGCGGCGCAAACUUAGGAAAAGCUUGCCACUGGGUCUCGACGCCCGCCUCGCUGCGAGUCCUCCUCGCACCCGUGUCCGCCCGGCCUACCCGCUCGCUGCUCUCUUGUGGCCGGCACGCAACGUCGCUUCGCAAUGGGAAGUCCUGCCACCAAUCUUGAUGGUCAUCGGCCUCCUGCGAUGGGCCGCAAGCCUAUGGGGCUACUCAGGUUACGCAAACCCACCGCAUUUUGGAGACUAUGAGGCCCAGCGGCACUGGAUGGAAAUAACGAUACACCUUCCCACAUCGCAGUGGUACUUCUAUGAUCUAGAAUGGUGGGGUCUAGACUACCCGCUCUUGACGGCAUAUCACAGUCAUUUCUUGGGCCAGAUUGGAUCAAUCAUCAAUGCCGAAUGGUUUGCCCUUGAUACAUCCCGAGGCUUCGAUGAUCCGUCCCUCAAAAUAUUCAUGCGCUCUACUGUCAUCAUAUCAGAGUUUCUCGUCUAUAUACCAGCAACAAUCAUCUUCCUGCGACACUACACAAAGCUACACAGCGUUCAUUCCUGGAACGCUAACGUGGCUCUCACUGCCAUUCUGCUUCAACCAGGACUGAUUCUCAUUGAUCAUGUACACUUUCAAUACAACACCGUGAUGUUAGGCCUAGUCCUGGCAUGUAUGAGUAGCAUUCUAGCUCGAAGGCUGCUGUGGGGCAGUGUAUUCUUCGUUCUAUCUCUCGCAUUCAAGCAGAUGGCCCUCUACUACGCACCUGCAAUAUUUGCAUAUCUUUUAGGUGUCUGUAUUUUUCCACGGAUCAAUUAUACUCGAUUUCUAAGCAUCGCAAUAAUUACCAGUGCAACCUUUGCAAUCAUAUUCCUACCCUUUAUUCUUGGAAUAAUCUAUGACGUAUAUCGAGGAAUCGACCCUCACAGCGAAUGUUCAAGCACCUCCAUUCCUCAGUCGUUUGCUAAAUCAUCGUACCUUUUAGACUGGCAUGUUUGGUACAAUCCUAUCAUCUGCCAGGUCGCACAACUAUUUCACCGAAUCUUUCCCUUUGCUCGAGGUCUCUUUGAAGAUAAGGUCGCCAAUUUCUGGUGCGCACUGAACGUCCUAAUAAAACUUCGACACUUUCCUCCAAAGCUACUCCAACAGGCUUCAUUAGUUGCUACAACUAUGGCUAUUCUACCACCGUGCAUAGUGAUAUUCACAAGGCCUCGUAUGAUAGCUUUACCAUUAGCUCUUUCAACAACCGCCUGGGGCUUCUUUCUUUUUAGCUUCCAGGUCCAUGAAAAGAGCGUCUUGCUACCACUCAUGCCAAUGACAGUCCUACUGGCUAGUAGCCAUGGCCUCAAUAAGAAUGUGCGCGGCUGGGUCGGAUUUGCCAAUCUAUUGGCGGUAUGGACCAUGUUCCCCUUACUCCAGCGUAUUGAGGUCCGUAUACCUUACUAUGUCUUCUGUCUUCUCUGGGCUUACCUGCUUGGUCUCCCGCCUACUUCAUUAAAUUUGUACAGGCGAGAUCGUCGGCCGCUCACCUGGCUACGCUUGAUCACAGCUUCUGUGCACGGCUUCUUCUAUGUAGCUAUAGGCCUCUGGCACCUUCUCGAGGCUUUCGUCAAACCGCCAGCUGAUAAACCCGAUCUAUGGGUAAUUCUAAACGUUUGUCUUGGCGCUUUUGGAUUUGGUUUAUGUUAUUUAUGGUGUUUGGGGAGUUUGCUGGUUGAAUGUGGUAUAUUUGUCGGGAAAUCUCGGGUCGGAAAGGCCGAAGAGAAAAAAGAAUGA